AUGCGUUCCACUAUCAUCCUUGCUGCCGUGGCUGGCAUGGCCGCUGCGAAUCCCAUUGUCGCCCGCGACACAGCCGUACAGGACGGUAUCGACUUCGAUGUCUUCGAUGCCGUCCCCGAACCCACCAAGGUCGGCCCGGCCGUUGGUGCCGUCAGCGAAAAGGCGACCUAUAACGUUGCUUCCGCGUCGUCAGCUGCAGCUGCAGACGCUACCCAGAACCCCGUUUCGUCUGACUCGACUCUCGCGGCCCGCGACGCUGCCGUACGCGAUAACUCCGGAUGCAAAGCAAGGGAGCCCGCUGGCUCCGGACCUACGACAACCCCUGACACUUAUGAGGCAUUCAUGGCAAACACUGUCUAUGAUGACAUUGCCAACAACGCCCCUGUUCCUGAUGGAUAUAGUCUGGCUUUCUCUGAUCUGACGGCCUCCCUUCGUAACCCGUCUUACAUCAGUCUCAUCACCUUGAAAAGCUUCGACCCUUACCUGUGCCAGCAGCAAUGCGAUGCUGCUUCUUUCUGCUACGCCUUCAACCUCUACAUCGAGAGAGAUCCCUUCUACACCGAGAACUGGACCAACUGCCAGGACCCCAAGAGCACCGUCAACUACAAGUGCACACUUUAUGGCGCCAACGUGGACGACAGUAGUGCUAAGAACGAUGGGCAGUGGAGAGCCUACUUUCAUGUCGGCAUCAAGGGCUCCAAUGCCUACAACAAGCUCGCGCCGCCUCCGCAACAAGCAGGCUUCUCAGGACCCACCGCGCUUGGUGGCGCCAUCAACGCCCCCGGCAAUUACAUGGGAGCCAAAUACUACCCUGGUCCCUUCGACCCCAGCCAGUGCGCCGCUGCUUGUCUGGCGACUACCGCCUACGACAAGAAACACCCCAAGUCUGACGGCACUUACGAUGCCUGCAACUUCUUCAACGCCUACGUCCUUAGCAAGAACGGCGCCCCUCAGGGAACCUACUGCUCCAUGUACACUGUGGUUUGGGACAAGAAGUACAGCACCAACUACGGCCAGUACCGCGGCAGCGACCGCUACACUGUCUCGCAGAGCUAUGGCUACAGCCUCACCAACCAGGACAGUGGCAAGCUUUGA
Colletotrichum aenigma is the source of this 1095-nucleotide messenger RNA. RefSeq lists its product as uncharacterized. NCBI's taxonomy places the organism in Eukaryota, Fungi, Ascomycota, Sordariomycetes, Glomerellales, Glomerellaceae. The transcript is spliced from 4 exons. The coding region runs from base 1 to 1095 and encodes 364 amino acids. The record is from RefSeq and is a predicted model, not a curated record.